Molecule: messenger RNA, 1858 nt
Organism: Tigriopus californicus
Lineage: Eukaryota; Metazoa; Arthropoda; Copepoda; Harpacticoida; Harpacticidae
Exons: 6
Coding region: 800-1627 (275 amino acids)
Source: RefSeq, a predicted model, not a curated record
UGCAAUCAGAAUAACAAGUUUGAAAGCAGACAAAGUCUUCAACCAGCGCAAGCACAUUGCAUAUUAGGAUCCGUUCGUGAUGCGUUAAUUUCCAUGCCAAGUCGUUUGCCAACAAGAUCAAAGCUUACUCCGAUGACGAAUUCCGGGCUUCGGUGUAUGUCUUGUACAACAAGAUGUCUUUCUUAAUCCUUGUGCUGACAACAGCAACCUGUGUCGAACAAUCUAUCAGUAGCCAAGAUAAAUGGCUGUGGUUCUUCCCUUCGGCCUCCAAUUUGCCAAGCCCGAGCUGCACAUUCUGUUCCACGCAUCUGGAGCGCCAUCAAAUUUUGAGGUUGAUCUUGAAGCGAGUCCUUGCGAGGGAAGUCAACCACCACCACUACCACCGCCAUUUCUACUUCACCGUCUUCCCUCUUCACCAUCGAUAUCGUUUAUUCCACACAACGCACAUUCGUCGGAAUAAGGAAUGGGAGGAAAGCCAUAAGCGGAAGAACGAGGUAUCUGAGUAGUAAUGCCAAGUCUCAUUCAUGAUCACGUGGAAUUAUCCGCCGAGGAUCUGGCUAAAAGACAUGGAAGAAAAAAGGAUCUGCCCCCGGGAGCCACACGUCCGCACAUGGCAGAUUGCAGACAAAAAGAGCCGAACAGGGGAGCCAUCCCCGACUUAGAUAUCCAGCCAGCCUUCUAAUCAGCCCUGAGUCGUCUGACGAGAUUCCAUUUGGCGAAAUGCCUUGAUAACAUCUGAACUUUACAGACGGCUCGCGUUAUUGGAAGGAUCUCGCUCACCGAAUCAAGCUCCCAGACAAUGUGGAUCCAAUUUGAUUUUACUCGUGUCGGGCUAUACGGGGACAUUUCAACAAGACGUAGAAGCAAAGAUAAGAUUCUUGAUACACGGACUCUCGCCCAAGAGCGUCGUCAUGCGGCAAUGAGACACGACAAAGAGAAGAGAAAACUAAGCGGCUCCAUUCUUAAGCGGAGAUACCCCAUGGGCAAACUGGACAACAUAGGCCGCCCCUCAUCUACCAGGCUUCAAUGGGAACAUCAAACGCCAUUGAGGAUCAACUCGAAAUUCCUCUUCACCGGCAUCAAUUCAAGGACAAUUCCGAAUCGAGAGAACCAACCGUCCAAUUUGGAGGCGAGGAUGAUGGCUGAGAGGCUGAGGCCACCGAUGAGGCCAACGUCAAAUAGGAUAAGGAAACUUCCGGUCGUGCUCAACUCUAGGGUGAUGCCAAAGAGGGAUUCCUUCUUGAAGUCUCGGCUCCUAUCUUGGAGCAGUCCAAAGCAACCUCGGACCAUUCAGCCCCCCUUGGAUCGGAGUGAUGUGGCACGGUUAAUUCGUUCUCUUGAGGCUCAGAGCCAAGCCAGUCAUCUUCAGGCAAUUAAGGAAUUAGAACAAAAUGAGAAGAAAGGCUUGAAAAUGCAGAAGUACGUGAACUCCAAAGGAACCAUGGUGGCCAUAUUGGGUCGAGAACAAGGCGGCGAUGCUCCAAAGACUCAGGCUUCGUUCCACAACGACGUCAAUGAACAAGAAAGGCGUCAAAGUUUUGCCAAUGCUAUUAGCGAGAAUUCUCCAUUGGUGGAACUUGGGACUGAGUACGACUCAAUUGAUGAGAAUGAAUCGAGGCGAGAUUAAGUAUUUUGGUCCAAGUUUUCAAAGCGAUAUAAAAGCUGGACUCUUUUGGCUCCCACUCUUGGAUCAAGUUUAUCAAGAUCGGGGACCAGUUGAGGAUGGCAAGGCAACGGGACGGAUAAGAAUGGGUCAUUCAAUCUCUUUUGUCCGCUAAAUUUAUGUCGUCAUUGGUCGCCGUUUGCUUACAUUACGAGUUAUAGAAAACGAAUAAUAAAGCCCGUUAAAGCCAUCAAA